Anopheles darlingi is the source of this 1353-nucleotide messenger RNA. RefSeq lists its product as uncharacterized. Bases 165 to 1136 code for a protein of 323 amino acids. The record is from RefSeq and is a predicted model, not a curated record. NCBI's taxonomy places the organism in Eukaryota, Metazoa, Arthropoda, Insecta, Diptera, Culicidae. The transcript is spliced from 2 exons.
GCAAAUCGGCUACAACCCUGAAAAUUAUUGUUUUGGUUCUUCCUCUUCCGUUGCCGGUUCAGAAAUCGCUUUAAAAAGUGGAAAAUUAUCAUUGCACAUUUAGUGCUCAAUCUUGUAAUAAAGAUAAAGGCGAUAAGACUAAAUUUAAAUUACAUGCCGGCAAAAUGCAAAUGUUAAGAAACUACUGUCGAUCUUAUCUUAAAAACAUUCUCCCCCGAUACUGUUCAACAAAGAAAAAUGAACCUCCAAAAGCGACACCCGAAAUGAAACAACCACAGGAACCUGAUGACCGAGAGCCGAUUGUGGUAGAAAAGGAAAGCAACAUAACACUGAUCGGCAUUAAUCGUCCAAAAGUGAGAAAUGCAAUCGAUGCCGCUACCGGUGUUGAGUUGUCGAACGCAAUAACAGCCUUUGAGACCGAUCCUACGGCGGACGUCGGUAUUCUUUACGGUGUCGGUGGGACAUUUUGCUCGGGAUACGAUCUAUCCGAGCUAUUCGCGUCCCAUAACACCGGUGCGGAACGUUCGAACGUCCUCAAUCCGGAGGGUGUGAUGGGACCGACGAGAAGAAUGAUCAAAAAACCGCUUAUCUGCGCAAUCAGCGGUUACUGUGUGGCCGGCGGAUUGGAGCUGGCCCUAAUGUGCGACCUGCGCGUGAUGGAGGAGAACGCUGUACUUGGAUUCUUUAACCGGCGCUUCGGUGUGCCCUUGAUCGACGGUGGCACCGUCCGGUUACCAGCUUUGAUUGGUUUGUCACGUGCACUCGAUAUAAUGCUCACCGGAAGGGCGGUCACGGCAAAGGAGGCGCUGGAAAUUGGACUGGUAAAUCGAAUCGUUGCUGUCGGGGCAGGCCUUGGACAGGCAUACAAUUUGGCGAUGAGCAUAGCCAAGUAUCCGCAGCAUUGCCUUCGUCACGAUCGAGCGGCAGCCUACUAUGCUGCCUUUUCUGCACAAUCAUUCGAGGAUGCUAUACAAAGGGAGACACAAACCGUAACCGAUGAGGUCCUGGCGGAAGCGCGGACAGGUGCCGACAAAUUUCGAUCAGGUAUAGGUCGGGGAGGUAGCUUCAGUGGCAUUAAGGAGCGAACGAUACCGGACUGGGAGCGUUCCGAACUGGGGUUUGAAUCAAAGCUUUAGCGUAUUUUAAGAGGGUAAAGUAUUUUAAGAAGAAUUUUGGAUUUUUCGGUUAAACAAAAUUGCCGAAGCCACUAAAGUAAACUUUAUAAAUCGGUUGAGUGUUCCAGCCUCUAAUAUUGUGAUGUGUACGGUUGUUAGUAGACCAUUCAAAUGAAAUUAAACACGAACGAAGAAACCUCGCAGAAAACCCUUUUUUUUAAAUAGACACUAAAAGAAU